CUACCACCUACACCUUCACUACUUCAACCUCACCACCGCCAUCUCGCCACUGUCAAAAUCGACGCCGAAAUACACCUACACACCUCUACCUCUCUCUACCUCCGCCUCCGCCUCCACCUCCACCCUCCACCUCCGCCCCCAAUAAUCAUGUCGUACUAUUACGAUGAGACCGACCCUUUGGCCAUGUAUCGCGCCGGCAUGAUGCGCGCGGGCGGACGUCCACGCAAAUUUGACGAGUACUACCGUUGCUAUCCCAUCGCCAUGAUGCCCGGACCAGAGCGCGAGUCUGCAAACCACGGCGGCAAGAUCUUCCUCCCUGCUUCCGCCCUCGACAAGCUCACCCAACUGCACAUCGAAUAUCCCAUGCUGUUCGAGCUCAUUAACGGCACAAAAAGCACGAGCUCACACGCCGGUGUGCUCGAGUUUACCGCGGAAGAAGGCAGAUGCUAUCUACCCUUCUGGAUGAUGCAGACGCUAGCGCUGGAACCGGGUGAUUUGAUCCAGACGAAGAGUACCAGUCUGCCGCCUGGGAGAUUCAUCAAGCUACAGCCACAAACUACGAACUUUCUUGACAUCUCAGAUCCAAAGGCCGUGUUGGAACAGGCGUUCAGAGGGUUUGCGUGCAUGAGCAAGGGUGACAUCUUCACAUUCAGCUACAAUGACACCGUAUACGAGAUCGCGGUAUUGGAGGUCAAGCCAGAAGGCGAAAAGAGCGCAAUCAGUGUGCAAGAGACAGAUCUGGAGGUUGACUUCGCGCCACCGAUCGGGUACGAAGAGCCAAAGAGAAGUGGGACAAGCACGCCCCGCAGCGGCAACUCGAAGUUGGGCGGCAUGGGCGGCGGAAUGCACAUCGAAGGCAGCAUGGCACAGGCCAUCAACUACAGCGCGAUCAAGCCCGACUCGGAUCAGGCUGCUAAGGGACACGACAACGCCUCCUCGCACUUUUCUGGAGCUGGACAGAGACUUGUUGCGAAGAAGGGUAAGACAGCAGCGAAUGCGACACCGCGAUCCACGUCGGGAUCGAGCACGCCCAUAUCGAAUGCUGGCGGAUCAUCUGUGACUAUCCCGGGAAUGGUUGCCAAGAGUACGAAGAGACGUAAUGGACCCCAACCGCUCAGACUUCCGCCGGGUAAACUUUUCUUUGGGUAUGAUAUCAAGCCACUCAAGAACAAGGAAGAACAGUCGAAAGAGGAACAAAGCAAGAAGGUCAACUUCGAGGGGCAGGGCAAUACACUUCGUAAGAAGAAGUAGUAGUAGUGGUAGUAGGAUCCCUCUGCCUUUUUCGAAGGAUGACUUUCAUGUCAACUCAGAGCACCAUCUGCUGCUGCUGCUGCUUCUGGGUAGCUACCAGCAUUCAGGCGCCUAGCAGCGCAUGAAUUUUCACGAUUUUUGGCAACUUGCGAGUGCAUCCAUCUAGCGAGGCGUUUUGGGGAAGACGGUCGACCCAGGCAUGGGGAGAAAAAUAAUGCAAUUUGUGUGAUGGAUGUGUGGUAGGAGGUAUG
Molecule: messenger RNA, 1502 nt
Organism: Sphaerulina musiva SO2202
Lineage: Eukaryota; Fungi; Ascomycota; Dothideomycetes; Mycosphaerellales; Mycosphaerellaceae
Product: UFD1-domain-containing protein
Exons: 1
Coding region: 148-1251 (367 amino acids)
Cellular component (GO): VCP-NPL4-UFD1 AAA ATPase complex
Molecular function (GO): polyubiquitin modification-dependent protein binding
Source: RefSeq, a predicted model, not a curated record